Trypanosoma brucei brucei TREU927 is the source of this 816-nucleotide messenger RNA. RefSeq lists its product as hypothetical. Lineage: Eukaryota; Euglenozoa; Kinetoplastea; Trypanosomatida; Trypanosomatidae. The record is from RefSeq and is a predicted model, not a curated record. The transcript has a single exon. The coding region runs from base 1 to 816 and encodes 271 amino acids.
AUGCAUUCGUCACCAGCGACGAGUCAAGAUGGUUUCUUGUUGGACUUUAGUUUGUACCGUGUCGCGAAGUACAUUCGUUUAUUAGGCUACAACGCGGUGUGCGACAGUCAGCUGUUCCGAAGGGAUAUGGUGAACAGGGCCGUGAAGGACAACUUAGUGCUAGUUACCUCAAGCUGCGCUUUAAUCGAACAGGCUAAGGCUCAUAAUAGAACUGUGCAGAAGCACCGCAGCGUCAUUGGCGGGGGGAAAACUGUUGUGGCAUACGACUCGGAUGGCGAAUCUAUUUACUCUGAGGGCGACGACGAUAUGAGAGAAAUUACGUUUUAUGAACUCGCGCACCCCACUGCGGACAACUUUUUCACACUGAUGGUGGAUGCUAUUCGGACGCUCGGCCUACUUUAUCGCAGGGAUCGUAUCUUUUCGCGCUGUGUCAUGUGUAAUGAGGUGCUCGUUGAAGUAGUUAAAGAGGAUGUCAAGGAAGACGUCCAUCCAAAGGUAUACGAAGUCUAUGAUGCAUUCACUCGCUGCCCUGCAUGUAGGAAGGUUUUUUGGGGAGUUGACAAUGGUAAGGUCAUCAAUUACACGGCUUUCCGCACUCUAGAGACGCUACAACGCCUCUUUGAAGCCGCAAUGGGGCCUGAUCUACGACCACCACGCAUUUCUCAUCUUUGUUAUUUUCGUUCUUUCCCCAGGCGGGUGCAUUCAACUGUAUUUUCUUACCUCUCCGAUGCUGACCUGCGGGUUUUGUCAGUUGUAGUACCAAAACUUAAGGAUCUAUCCGACGCUGUGAAGAAGCGGUCCCAGUCGGUUCGGUGA